Messenger RNA from Papilio polytes (common Mormon), 5765 nucleotides. RefSeq names its product calcium-dependent secretion activator (gene Cadps). The transcript has 28 exons. The record is from RefSeq and is a predicted model, not a curated record. The coding region runs from base 99 to 3764 and encodes 1221 amino acids. Gene Ontology annotation, biological process: synaptic vesicle exocytosis; dense core granule exocytosis. Lineage: Eukaryota; Metazoa; Arthropoda; Insecta; Lepidoptera; Papilionidae.
UCGAGAAGUUGGAAGAGGAUAAGAAGCGUCGCCUGCAGCUGUACGUGUUCGUAUCAAGAUGUAUAGCUCAUCCUUUCAACGCGAAGCAACCAACAGACAUGACAAGGAGACAUACAAAACUUACACCACAUCAGCUCGAGACUAUCCAAGCUCGAUUCCAGGCGUUCCUCAAAGGUGAAACUCAAAUCUUAGCAGACGAGGCAUUCCAGAACGCGGUACAAUCCUACUACGAUGUGUUCCUCAAAUCAGAACGAGUGGAGCAGAUGGUGAAGUCUGGUGCCUGCUCACAUCACGACUUCCGCGAAGUAUUCAGAAAUAACAUUGAAAAACGAGUCAGGUCUUUACCAGAAAUAGAUGGAUUAAGCAAAGAGACUGUAGUAACGACAUGGCUUGCUAAACUGGAUUGUAUCAUGAAGGGAACUGGUAUACCAGGAGAUGACGAGUCUAAACGACCAUCGAGAGCACAGCAACAAAGUCUGAACGCGGAGUGUAUUCUCAGCAAGGAACAGCUAUACGAUAUGUUCCAGCAAAUAUUAGGAGUUAAGAAGUUUGAACAUCAACUACUCUUUAAUGCUUUACUGUUGGAUUCAGCGGACGAACAAGCUGCAGCUAUCAGAAGAGAACUUGAUGGUAGAAUGCAAAAAGUCAACGAAAUGGAGAAGAAUCGCAAGUUGAUGCCGAAAUUCGUGCUGAAAGAAAUGGAAUCUCUCUAUAUAGAAGAAUUGAAGUCCUCGAUCAAUCUUCUGAUGGCCAAUUUAGAGUCUCUGCCCGUCUCAAAAGGCGGUGCUGACUCUAAAUACGGGCUGCAUAGAAUAAAGCGGUACAAUCACAGAUCGAAUGCUGGACCAGAUCCAAGUCCAAGGUUGAGUAAGCAGCUAUGUUUCAGAUCGCAAGGCUCUCUAGCGAACAAGCUGACUGGUGAGGGCGACGGUGGUGACGUCGACACACAACUCACUAAAAUGGAUGUGGUUCUAACAUUCCAAAUCGAGGUGGUAGUUAUGGAAGUGAAAGGUCUGAAGUCUCUGGCGCCGAACAGGAUCGUCUACUGCACUAUGGAGGUGGAAGGAGGUGACAAACUGCAGACGGACCAAGCUGAGGCCUCGAAACCUAUGUGGGAUACUCAAGGUGACUUUAGCACGACACAGCCUCUGCCAGCUGUGAAAGUGAAGCUGUACACAGAAAACCCAGGAGUUCUAGCUCUCGAGGACAAGGAGUUAGGCAAAGUUGUUCUGAGACCUACACCUCUUUCAAGCAAGGCCCCUGAAUGGCAUCGUAUGACAGUGCCAAAGAACUUACCUGACCAAGAUUUAAGGAUCAAAAUUGCGUGCAGAAUGGACAAGCCUUUGAAUAUGAAACAUUGCGGAUAUCUCCAUGUAAUUGGUAAGAAUGUAUGGCGCAAAUGGAAGCGUCGCUACAUGGUGUUGGUUCAAGUAAGCCAGUACACCUUCGCGCUGUGCUCCUACAAGGACAAGAAGUCUGAGCCAGCGGAAAUGAUGCAACUUGAUGGGUUCACUGUAGAUUAUAUUGAACUUGCCAGUGCUCAACUGAUGGUUGGUCAAGAAUUGGAAGGAGCGAAAUACUUCAUGAACGCGGUCCGUGACGGCGAGUCGGUCUUGAUGGGAGUGAGCGACGAGAAUGAAUGUCACUUGUGGGUGAUGGCACUGUACCGCGCUACUGGACAGAGCCACAAGCCAACACCUCCUACCACCUCGGAUACACAUAUCAAGAUCAUGGGAGAUGCUGAUAAGGCUCGCAAGCAUGGAAUGGAGGAUUACAUCCAAGCGGAUCCCUGCCAAUUCGAUCACCACCAGCUCUUCUGUGUCCUACAGUCGUUGACACUUAAAUAUCGGUUUCAAGACCCUUACUGCUCUUUGGGUUGGUUCUCCCCUGGCCAAGUGUUCGUGCUAGACGAGUACUGCGCUAGAUACGGAGUCCGCGGCUGCUACCGCCAUCUCUGCUACCUCUCGGACCUCCUGGACGUGGCGGAGAGUGGCCAGCAGACUGUGGACCCUACCCUCAUGCAUUACUCCUUCGCGUUCUGCGCCAGCCACGUGCAUGGCAACAGGCCCGACGGCGUGGGCAGCAUCACCGUGCAGGAGAAAGAGAAGUUCGCGGAGAUCAAGGACAGGCUGAAGACCCUCCUGCAGCAUCAGAUCACCAACUUUAGAUACGCGUUCCCGUUCGGAAGACCGGAGGGAGCACUCAAGGCGACUCUAUCGUUACUGGAGCGAGUUCUGAUGAAGGAUGUGGUGACGCCGGUCGCGCCCGAGGAAGUGCGGACAAUGAUCCAGACGAGUCUGGAGAAUGCAGCGCUGCUUAACUACACGCAGCUUAGCCAGAAAGCUAAUAUUGAAGAGGAUCUAAGAGGAGAAACAAUGGUGACACCAGCUAAGAAGUUAGAAGAUCUGAUCCAUCUGGCAGAGUUAUGCGUUGAUCUUCUGCAGCAAAACGAAGAACAUUACGCAGAGGCAUUCGCGUGGUUCUCGGAGCUGCUGGUAGAACAUGCGGAGAUCUUCUGGGCGCUGUUCGGAGUGGACAUGGACCGCGUGCUCUCAGAACAACCUCCAGACACCUGGGACUCCUUCCCUCUCUUCCAGAUAUUGAAUGAUUAUUUGAGAAUUGAUGAUAACCUCAAAGGAGGUAGAUUCCACGAGCACCUACGCGACACCUUCGCCCCCUUGGUGGUGCGCUACGUGGACCUGAUGGAAUCAUCGAUCGCGCAAUCUCUGCACAAAGGAUUCGAAAAGGAGAGAUGGGAAAUCAAAGGUAACGGAUGUUCAACGAGCGAGGAGCUGUUCUGGAAGCUGGACGCGCUGCAGAGCUUCAUCAGGGACCUGCACUGGCCGGAGCCCGACUUCCGCUCGCACCUGGAGCAGCGCCUGAAGCUGAUGGCGUCCGACAUGAUGGAGACCUGCAUCCAGAAGACGGAAGCUUCCUUCCAAUCGUGGCUGAAGAAGAGCGUGACCUUCAUGUCGACGGACUACAUCCUGCCCGCGGAGACGUGUGCGAUGGUAAACGUGGCGCUCGACGCCAAGAACCAGGCGCUGAAGCUCUGCGCGGUCGAGGGCGUCGAUGUCUACCAGUAUCACGCAAAAAUGGAUGCCCAGAUCGAGGCCUGCCUGCUGGCGAUGUCCACGGGGAUGACGACGCGCCUGUCGGCCGUGCUGGAGGCCACGCUCGCCAAGAUCGCCCGCUUCGACGAGGGCAGUUUGAUCGGCUCCAUCCUGACCAUAGCGAAUGUGUCGGGAUCCGGCAAGGACAUCGGCCAGGGCUACGUCAACUUCAUGAGGAACUCGAUGGACCAAAUCAGGUCGAAGGUGACGGACGAGCUGUGGAUCCUGCAGCUGUUCGAGCAGUGGUACGACAUCCAGGUGGACAUGGUGAACACGUGGCUGGCGGAGCGCCCCGCGCUGCACCCGCACCAGGUCGCCUGCCUCUCCAUCAUACUCAAGAAAAUGUACAGCGACUUCGAGCUGCAAGGCGUCAUCGACGACAAGCUGAACUGCAAGAAUUACCAAGCUGUGGCCGCGCGCAUGCACGCCGAGGAGACCACCUGCAGCCUGCUCCUCGCGCAGCAGGACACGGGCGGCGACGACGGUGGGUCUGAAGAAGGAUCUAGAAGUGGAAAGUCUAAAUUGGAAUCUCUCACUGAAGACGCUAAAUUGGGAAACGUCGGCGCUGUCGUUGGAAAGGUUGGCAACAUGUUUGGUCGCGGUAUUGGUGAACUUUCUACCAAACUCGGCGGAGCUUCGUCUUGGUUUUAGCGCUUAAAAAUCAUCUCAUACCAUAUUAUUAUUCAAUGAGAUGAGAUCUCAUAUUUUACUUUAUUUUUGACGCAAUCAUUUUAAUUUCUUCAACGUCAUUUACCAUUUAGGAAUGCUUAAUUCAGUAUUGUUAACCUUACUACUUAAAAUUGUGCCUCACAACAUAAUUCUAAAUUAUCAACUCAUCAACUCCCAGACAAUACGACUCAUAUAAAUUAAUCGCUUUGAUAAUAAAAGCGAAAAAGAAACAAAAAAUAAUUCAAAAAGGAAGUAGCCAUUAACUGGCAACAAAAUGGCGGUAAUAAUCCGAUUUAAUGUAAGUGGCAAACGCAUAGCUUAGUUAAAACUAGUGUUAAAGUCUAGAUUUUAUUUUAUAAUAAUGCUUUAUGUACAGUUAGGGCCACUAUUGGUUUAUCGGAGCAAAAUGAUUGUUAGGUGUGAAUAUUAUAUAGUAUUUGAUAACACAAACGGUUAUAUUACAAAAGUACGAAUUGCAUGAAACACGAUGCUACAAUAAGAAAACAUAUCGCUUUGGCAGAAUAAACGUUAUAUGUUAGUCGAUUAUGUAAAAUGGUAUAUUUAAAAAAAUAUCGACAUAGUAAAUUUAAAAUUGGAAUGUAAGGAACGCAUAUUUUGAAGUUAGAGUUAACUGUAAUGUUUUGUCGCUAUUAUAACCUAUCUUUGAAGCUCACCUUUUUCUUGGCUUAUAAUUAUUUUUAAAAUAUUCUUCUAAUUAUUAACAGUAAUUUAACGUUACAAUCUUGCUGGAUUUGGUUAGUUUAAAAUUUAACCUCUUGCCCCGCCUAUAAAAUAAUAAUAGCACGUAGUUCCAACAGUGUAAUAAUGUAUGCAAAGUUUGUCUAUUUUAAAAAGCAAUAUUUUUCUAAUCUCGUGUCAAGUUUUAAUCAGUAAAUAGCUAUUUAACUCUUCAAUAAAAUUGUAAAAGCAUGUUUAUAAAAUAUAAAUCAAUGGCGCCAACGCCGUACAUUGUCAGUGUUACCAUAAGCAAAGACAAAAAAAUUACCGCAAUUAAAAGAUCUUAUAAACAUGCAUAGUUUUAAAAUUAGACACUGUUUUGCCGUAGUAUAAUACUAUCUUUAAAACUCUUUAGAUCGACACUUUAACUUGAAUUAGUCAAAAUAAUAUGACUAUAAUUAUUAUGAAAUACUUACUCCUAUAAUUAUCUUUAUUAAAAAAAUAUUCUUCUACGCUAAUUACAUUACAAAUUUUUAAACAACUAGAACAAAUUUAAAAUUCUUAGAUAAAAGUUUAAAUUAGUGGUUACUAAGCGCUAAUUCGCCUUAUAAUGGUACUGUUAAAAAUCUUCACAAAUAUCAACUUCAUUCUAUAAGUUCUCUCGUGUUUUUAUUUUUUUUUUCAAUAUUGCAUGAUUACUUUCACGGGAAAUUUUUAUGGUCACAAUUUUUAAUCAUCAUACUAUUCUUGCUACACCAUGAGCUUAAAUUGCAAUAAAAAUUACUAAAAGGUUAUUCACAAAUCAAAGUUUCUCUUAAAAAUUUAUAAAGUAUACUUCUAUAUUACGUAAAUUUAUAACGUUAAUUCUUAAUUUAAAUUAAAAAAAUCCAAAUAUCACUUACAAUGUUAUCCUUUCUUAGACUACUUAUUGCAUGUUGCCAUGGAAAAAUCCUAAAAAUUUUAUUCUUGUCAUUGUUACCUCUUUUAUGUUAUUAGUGUUGUAUUUUUUUUGCACAUCUCAUUUACAUUGGCGGGGAUAUUGCUGGAAAAUGAUAGUCAACUAGAAUGUAAGUGCAUAAUAUAGCCGACUGAAGUGCCAUUGUGCAUAUUGCUUAAGGUUUUGCCGAGAUUUCGGGAAAUUCGCGAUGGUUAUAAACUCAUGGUAACAUAAUAUUGGAAUAAUAAACUGGUUUUAUUAGAGCCAUAUUGUAAAAACCAUCGCGAAUAUCUAAUGCUUUGGUAAUGAGUGCAUCGCGAAUGUAAGGGGAAAUAAAAGAAUAUUUACAAUAAAACGUUUACUGUUCA